Messenger RNA from Ylistrum balloti, 3673 nucleotides. Its product is annotated as mRNA export factor GLE1-like. The transcript has 13 exons. NCBI's taxonomy places the organism in Eukaryota, Metazoa, Mollusca, Bivalvia, Pectinida, Pectinidae. Gene Ontology annotation, cellular component: nuclear pore cytoplasmic filaments; nuclear pore; cytoplasm. Gene Ontology annotation, molecular function: translation initiation factor binding; phospholipid binding; inositol hexakisphosphate binding. The record is from RefSeq and is a predicted model, not a curated record. Gene Ontology annotation, biological process: regulation of translational initiation; regulation of translational termination; poly(A)+ mRNA export from nucleus. Bases 60 to 2156 code for a protein of 698 amino acids.
UGGAAAUCUAUCACUGUACUAGAUGCGUCGUAAUAGAGAAAGGAUCACACCAAAUUGGGAUGUCAACUUCACGAAGCAAUGAUAUUGUUGUGCGUCUUAAAAAUACAUCAAAAGGACGAAUUAUUUACGAGAGAAGUCGACAUGUGACAAAGAAAUUCCUUGAUGAAUGUUCUUCUCCACCUGAGUUGUCUUGUCUCCAUGACGAGUCUAAAUACAGAUAUGUGAAUCCAAAUUAUCUGCACCAAAACCAACAACAUCUUAGGGAGAAGAGGGAUGAAGAAAAAGAGGAGAAGAAUGAAGAAUCCUCUGAUUACUGUAGUGAAGAGUUGGCAUUGCAACAUGUGGAGGAACUGCAGACCUCACCACGGAAACCUGCCAUAUUUGUGUCCCCUGACUUUGCAAGGAGUGUAAAGUCUAUUAAGGAGUAUGAACACUUGGGUGACAACAAGGUCAAGGAUGCAUUAGCGAAAAAGGCUAAUGAAUUUCAAACCCACAGUGAUCAGCUACACCAGAAGACACAUAAACAGUUGAAGGAUCUGGAACGUAAAAAUAUCUUAAGAGCUCUUGAAGUGCAAGAGACCACACUUACGCAGCACAGAAAAGGGAGAGAUGAAUCUGCUAAAGUAUACCUGAAGAUGCAAGAAGACCACAGGAAACAUGCACAGAUGUUAGAAAGAAAACAUGAUAAGAUUCAAGAUGAAAUCAGGAAAAAAGAACAGGAAAAGAAAGAGAGAGAAGAGAAAGUGAAGCAGUUGUUUACAGACCUUAAAACUAUCCAGAGUCGGAUACUUGUCAUUCAGCCCAACUGUGCCAUACAAAACAAACUGGCAGACCAGUGUAAAAUGAUAGUUGAAAGAAUCCGUAAGACAGCCUCAGAUCUGGAAAACCACAUCAUCCAUGAGACACAGUCAGGGGAGAUAAACCAAAGUCUUCCUGACAAACUUAAAGAAGCUGUCAAGUUUGCACUAAAUGCUUAUGAAGCCAUAACAAAGAGAAUAGAGGAAGAAAAACAAAAGUUGGAGGAGGAGAAAGCAAAGGCAGCAGCAGCAGCAGCUGAAGCUAAAAGACAAGAGGAACAGGCCAAGGCAGCAGCUGCAGCAUCACCCAUAGCUACUUCAACUCCUGUAUCUUCAUCAUCAGACAAAAACAAGUCCCCAGGAGCUACAAAGUUGGCAGAAGAUGAAAUUCAAUGUGCUGAUAUAGAUGCCUUCGAAUGGUAUACCAAAUUACAGAAAGAUAUGGGAAAGACAGAGGAACUCAUAAAACCACUUUCUAACCCAGAGUCCAAGAAGUUGAAAUUUGACCUGCAGAAGGCUGUCAAUACACCUAUUAAUGCCAUUUCUCCAAUCAGUGGUGAGCACUUGCGAGAGAAACUGAAGCGUCUACUGGAUUUGUUGUCGGGCCAAUCUGUUGAAGUAGGGUCAAAACGGGUCAAUGUAGGCGAUCAUCCACAGGGUCUCACAUUCUGUAAAUACCUGGCUGCAAAGAUGAUUGUGAAAAAAGGAGAUGAACAAGUAUCAUCUAAACAUGAGACAGCCUUUGCCACGGCGAUGGUAUUUGUGGGUCUGUGGAUGGAACACCCAGAUGUAGGUAACUUGUUCCUGAGUCAUCUCCACCGUGCUUGUCCCUACACCGUUCCCUACUACAUACCGAGACAGGAGGGCCAGUCCCCAGAGGACCACCGCAAAACAUUGGGGUAUAGAUACAACUCUGACGGCAGUGUGGAGAAACAGGAUCAGUUCCUAAAGAGGAUGUCAGGAAUGAUGCGUCUUUAUGCUGCCAUCAUGGUGUCCCCACCCCCUCCUCUGAGGGGAACAAGCAACGUCCACCCUCAUGGAGUGGACAAUGCCUGGAUAUGGCUUUGUAGGGUGAUGAAUAUCCAUCCACAUCCAGACAUCACAGCGACAAUGAUUUACGACAUGUUGCAUGUGGCGGGGAAUGCUCUGUAUGCUAAAUAUGGGAAACAGUUUCAAAAACUUUUAUAUAUGCUAAUAAAGGAAUAUUUACCCAAACUAAAACAGGUGGCUUCAUCCUCAGGUGGAGGUCCUCUGACUCGACUAGAAACAUUCCUGGAAAAUUGCCUGAAGCAUAAUAGACAGAUAAUGAUACCCAAUCCAGAAGGUUUCUUACAAGCAGACUUCUGGCUCUCAUCUUGACGUUGGCAUCAGAUGCAGAUUGCUGAAAUUCAACAGAUAUUUGAUGAUACUGAAUACAAUGUGACGCCAUGAGGCCUUCAUCAAGUCAGACUUGUUUAUUUUAUCUGGCCUCUUCUAACCUGCCAUAUGUCCCUAUAAAAACAGUGCAGGAUCCAAACAGAAUAAUACUACAUACUGUAUUAUCCUCUAUUUAGAACCUACAUCUGGAAGAGGAUGAAAAAAUAUUGUUCAAAGUUUCUCGAUAUGUAAUGACAGGAUCUGAUUUACUCUUGAUUUUAAUCAGGUCUAUUAAGAUCCUUCUAAAUGUGUUGUAAGAUGUGAUUCAGCUGUAAGUUGGUGAUUAUGAAGAUAUUGAAGGAUUCAAACUAACAUAUCAUUAAUUAACACAUUACUUAGGGUGAGUUUUCGAUUAAUUAAGUUUUGAAAUCAAACUACUCUAUAUUACUCCUUAGAGUAAGUUUAUAUAUAUAUAUUUCUUUUUUAAGCAAAAUUUUACAAAUGCCAGUUCUAUUCAUGACCUUGGAAUUUUAAUAUGAGGCUUUUUCUUAUCUAUAGUUUCUGGACAUCGUGUUUAUCAGACAUGCUGUCAUUUACAUUCUACAAGUAUACAGUUGAAGAUUACUGAUUUUUAUCUAAACAUGUCAUAAGUUUAUAAAUCUUGAUAACUAGGUCAGCAACUUUUAGUCAAAUGAAAAUGGGAAGAAAGUAAAAGUGAUAAUAAUUUCCGUUUUCCUGUUACUCAUACCUAGAACUUAAUUGAUAUCGGUUGCUGGUUUAGUUGAUUUGAUCGUCCGUCUAGUCAACAUUCAAGGAAAUGUCGACAUUGUAAGAGAUUUUCUAAACUAAACCCCUGGAACAGUGUUGUGUUUCAUGAUCCAAAAUAUCUGAUCAGUCAUUUUGAUUGAAAUUGACUAGUGGCUCUCUCACUAAUCUAAAUGAUCCAGUGGCUCUCUCACUAAUCUAAAUGAUCCCUUGACAUGAUGGAUUUGAAAUUGAACUGGCAUAAUUUGUCUGAUACAAGAUUUUAUCACUUAUUCUUAUGGCUGGUCAUUGUCUUGAUGUCUGCAUGAUUUUAUUUAUCAAAAAAUACUAAAUUAUGUCCUGAUGAAAUUAAUUGAUGCCAGCAGAUAAAAUUCUUUCCAAAUCAUGUAUAAAUGGUAUCAGUCAAUGAAGUAUUUUCUGAAGUGCUGAUUUAGUUUUCACAUUGAAAAAUAUGUAAUGUAUGUUAAUUCAGUAAAAGGUGUUUUAUAUUUCAGCCUGGAAGAUUUUCUGGGUGGCAAGUUUUAGUUUCUAACUAAUGUUAACUCAAUAAUGAUAUGAUGCUUAAGUGUAGCAUUUUAUGAAAUACAAACAAUAUGAUCAUCAUCAACUUCAUCAUCAUCAUCAUCAUCAUUAUCACCAUCAUCAUCAUCACAACCUAUUCAUCUGUUGACCAUCAAAUUUUCCUUAGAUGUCGUGUGUAUUGUUGAUUUGUAUUAUUUGACUUUGAGCGCCGAUAUCAUUAUAAGUCGAAUGAA